Blastomyces dermatitidis ER-3 is the source of this 3875-nucleotide messenger RNA. Its product is annotated as carboxypeptidase D. Gene Ontology annotation, cellular component: fungal-type vacuole. NCBI's taxonomy places the organism in Eukaryota, Fungi, Ascomycota, Eurotiomycetes, Onygenales, Ajellomycetaceae. Bases 1552 to 3105 code for a protein of 517 amino acids. The transcript is spliced from 3 exons. Gene Ontology annotation, molecular function: serine-type carboxypeptidase activity. Gene Ontology annotation, biological process: proteolysis. The record is from RefSeq and is a predicted model, not a curated record.
UCAUCACCUUCAACCCCGCAGGCUAGAACCUUAUUCAGCCGCAUGGUGGGGGACGAUUUGGCGUUAGCAAGCCAAAGAGCGUUGGUUGGAGAGCAGUUUAUUGGCAGCAUUUCAUUCGGGGGCUCUUUUCCCUCUCCUUUCUAGCAGACAUUGUUUAGCUGAAUGGGAUUUUUGAAACCUUUAAUCUCAAAUUUUCUCGACGUGGACCCAAUCCCCAAUCCGGCAACUACUGCCUAUGAUUUUUCUCAGUUAGAUUCCAAUAACUGAUUCAUUUCAGAGCCAGCUGCAAUUUGCGUCCAAUGCCGAUUGUGCGACUAAAUGGUUGCUGCGUAUCAUUAUCAUUCAUGCAUGACGUUGGCGAGGAAGAGCCGCAGUCCCCUAAGAAUGAAUGCACAAGAAGUUUUUCCGAACCGGGAUUCGUUUUAUUGGCCCUCAUCAGGACUAGGACGGCUAGCAUUGGACCAGAAAGGUUGACUUCAUAUCAGAACUGAUCAUCGAGAACUCCGUUUUUCAAACGGUAAGCAUGGGCCCGAAAUUAUGGCCUGGGUUAUCUGGCCUCGCCCUGAGAUUGCCAGUGGAGUGGGAUAGGCAAACGCGACGGAUAUUUAACACAUAUGACGUUUCCUGAUCACCAUGACUGCAGGAAACAGGAGACCCCAGGCGCUAAUUCUCAGAUCAAUUUCAUACAAUCAAAGAAAUCCCAAAGGAUUGGUUAUGGCGUGUGUUUAUUGGAACCUCUGAUGUAUGGCGUACACAGUUCACAGCAUACAUAACAAAGGAUUGAGCAGAUUCGAGAGCUGUUGAAGGGCUUUAAUUCCAAGCCCCUGCCCAAAUUGGCGGCGUUGGCUGGAGUAUUUUUAUGCGAAGCUUUUGCCCGUGAGGGCGUGGCUUAAAAGGAAGAGAAGUCCUUUGGUGUUCUUUCUUCUUCUACCGUCUUUACGUCGACCUGGUUUUGGUGAUUCCUACAAAUUGACGACAUCCCCAACUGACCACUGGUGCUGUUGCUGGUCAUAUACAUAAACACCGCCGGCUCUAUUUCUUCUCUCUCGACGUUUGAAAUGCAGUUCCCCAUUGCUGUGUUUGCAGCGGUGGCCGCACUCGUUCGGCCUGUUUUAAGCCAAUACUUCCCUCCGCCCCCUAAGGAUGUCCGCACCGUCCCGCUUAGCAACGGGGUGUCAAUAUCAUAUAAACAGACGAGUAUCUGUGAAACCACUCCAGGCGUCAGGGCGUACGCUGGAUAUGUUCACCUACCUCCUGGGACUCUCGAAGACGUAGAGGUUUACCAGAACUACUCUAUCAAUACUUUCUUCUGGUUUUUUGAGGCUCGUGAAGAUCCCAUAAAUGCUUCAUUAGCCACAUUUUUUAACGGUGGCCCCGGAGCGUCUAGCAUGUAAAAGACAAUAUAAAGUCCAUUCUAUCAAUUCUACUAUAAGAAAUUCUUAACUCUUGUGAUCUAGGUUUGGACUAUUCCAGGAAAAUGGGCCUUGCACUGUUAAUCAUGAUUCCAAUUCAACAACUCUCAACCCAUGGUCCUGGAAUCGAAACGUUAAUAUGCUAUAUAUCGAUCAACCUGUUCAGACCGGUCACAGUUACGACGCGCUCGUGAAUGUGACGGCGGAAUUUGUUACGGGUGAUAUCACGAUCAAAGACUUUUCGAACAACAGUGUGCCAUCUCAAAACAACACAUUCUGGGUGGGGACUUAUCCGAGCCAGAAUCCUCAGAACACCGUCAACAAUACUUUGAACGCUGCCCGUUCCUUCUGGCACUUUGCCCAAGUUUGGUUUCAAGAAUUUCCCGAAUAUAAGCCAAAAGAUGACAAAAUCAGCAUUUGGACAGAGUCAUAUGGCGGCAAAUUUGGUCCAAGCUUUGCUCGAUUCUUACUGGAACAAAACCAGAGAAUCAGGAAUGGUACCAUCGCCAACAAAGAUGGCAAGGUGGUCCUUCAUAUUGACACUGUUGGGAUUGUCAGUGGCUGCAUUGACAUUUUUUCCCAAAUUUUCACGUAUCCUGAAUUCGCGCGCAACAACACCUAUGGGAUUGAAGCCGUCAAUAGUUCUGCAUACGAUGCCAUGCUCGACGCUUACCUCAAGCCCGGCGGAUGUAUGGAGCAAUCGCAAAACUGCCGCAGGCUGACACAUGAAGGCGACCUAAAUCAUCAUGGCAACAACGCCACGGUGAACGAGGCUUGCCGCCAGGCGUCCGAAGCCUGCCUCAAGGUUGAAGUACCGUACAUGGAUGGCAGUGGCUUGGGAUUUUAUGAUAUUGCGCACCCUAAAGCUGAUCCUUUCCCGCCUCCAUUUUUCCAAGGGUAUCUCAACAGACCACAUGUACAAGCUGCCCUCGGCGUUCCUCUCAACUAUACGAGCGGUUCUAUGGCCGUAUUCACCGGGUUCAAUACAACUGGAGAUUACGUCAGUCCUGGUGCUCAUGGAUAUACAAAUGACAUAGGAUAUCUGUUAGACUCAGGAGUUAAAGUGGCACUGAUAUAUGGGGAUAGAGAUUUCUCCUGUAACUGGGUGGGAGGAGAGAACACUAGCCUUUCUGUGAACUACGGGGAUGCUUCUCGAUUUAGGGCCGCUGGUUAUGCUGAUAUCAAAACAAACUCUUCCUAUAUCGGCGGGCAAGUCCGUCAGUACGGCAAUUUCUCUUUCAGCAGGGUAUACCAGGCUGGACAUAUGGUUCCUGCAUAUCAACCCGAAACGGCAUUUGAAAUUUUCCGCCGCACUAUGUUCAACAUGGAUAUUGCUACCGGCAACGUUAACACCGCGAUCGAUAGAGCUUAUUCUACCAAAGGGUCACCCACAACUUUCCAGAUAAAGCAUAAGCCCCCCACCAAGCCGAAACCUACAUGUUACAUCCUUGACUAUUUCACCUGCACAGAGGAGCAGGUGGCUAUCCUCGAAAAUGGCUCCGGUCUCAUCCUGGAUUACAUCCUCGUUGAUGAAAAUACGAAACAUUUAUUCCCCGGUGUCGAAUUCCCCACGCCGACAUCCAACGGAAAAACACCCACUAGCACAGCGAAGAAGGCCGGUGCUACUCGAACCAAGCUUGGCGAUAGAGGCCUAGCUAUUCCUAUGCUUCUUCUAGCACUUUUGCUCCUAUAAGUAAAUAAGGAAUUAAUGGGAGGCGCUCCUCAUACCUCAGAGUGGAAUAUACAUAGCGUACGCGAUGGAAGCUAGUUGUUUUGGAUGGUUCCCCAAAUUAAUGCAUUAAUAUUCCACCUCGAAACAUUCUACUAGUUCACAUCCAGGGAUAACUAACAAUUCAAAUUAUUUAAAUUCUACACGUGAUCAGUUCUGGCUAGCCCCUGACCAAAGCUUCCCCUGAUCAAAACUUGUGACGACGACAGCCAGGUAGGCAGCCAGAAGCCAGAAGUUGACCUUUGCACCACCUGCGGUUACCCAGUAUUAUUAACUGAGAUUACCACUGUGAAUUGGGACUGGGAGGGUAUUCCCAUCUCCCGUUUUCUUGACUCCUGAUCACUCACUGCUAAUGUGAAUUGCCUUAGGAUAUCUCCCCGGUUUCACUAUCGCUUUUGAACUCUACCUUCAAAUACCGCAUCCCUGCUCUGCUACUGCCGUAGGAGUUUCCUCUGUCCUGUUAUUAUAUAUGGGGUCUCAGAGCUACUCUUCUUAUCCGGGGGAUACCCCUACCCGUGCGUAUGGCACGUCACCUACUAUCGAAAGAGCAUCCCAUUCUAUAAGUCCUAUUAGACCGUUACCAGCGGGCCAUUAUUAUGGGUAUCAAAAGGUUUCUCAAAAUCACUUUAACGAACACUCCUCCUCGAGCGGAGUAGGAAUGCACAAAUGCAGAUGGCCCUUUAUACGGCUGGGGCCAGUUAAACGAGCCUCCACUGAUGGGAGUGAAUCUAUAU